GUUCUCAUCAUGUCACACCAAAACAGAGCGAGCACUAUGGAGCUGUGCAGAGACGCAAUAUGUUUUCUAUUUUUUCUACAACUUCUCCAACAAAUCCUGUGUUUCAGCAACCCAACAGUGUUUUUGGAAAAGCACAUUGGGGCAGAAGUAGACAUGACUCCACUCUGCACCAAUGAUACAGACAAUUUCAUUACAAAUGUACUUUGCCACAUUCAAAAAGAAGAAAAUGGAGAUGAGUGUAAAUUAAACUAUCUAGAGGGACAGAAAAAUGAACCUGAAUGUGACUCCAGGAUUUCACUAAUGGUACAAAAUCACAGUGUGUUCCUCCGUUUGAUGGAUUUAACACCAGCAGACAGUGGAAUGUACAACUGUUCAUGCAUAAAAGACGAGAGCAUAUUAAGACGUCAUCUCAAUGUCACUGUCAAAGAAGCUCAAGAAAAUGGAAAUGGAAGCAAUUCUGUAAAAACACCACACCAUAAACUACUGUGGCUGAUUGCAUUAUUUGGUACCACAAUCAUCAUAGCGCCUCUUAUACUUGUAAUCUUUGUUAAAAAGAAACUUCACAGCAGACAGCAAUUGGAGACACAAACAGAUGUGACUGAGGAGCAAAUAGAGCCAUAUGGCAUGUUUAUUGAGACAAGGAGUGGCCUUUAUUCAACAGUAAAAUUAAUAAUGUUUGAAUAAUAAAGAUACAUGAAGGAAUGUUCAAAUGUAACUA
Boleophthalmus pectinirostris (great blue-spotted mudskipper) is the source of this 718-nucleotide messenger RNA. RefSeq lists its product as uncharacterized. Bases 10 to 684 code for a protein of 224 amino acids. NCBI's taxonomy places the organism in Eukaryota, Metazoa, Chordata, Actinopteri, Gobiiformes, Gobiidae. The record is from RefSeq and is a predicted model, not a curated record. The transcript has 5 exons.